GGUUUUCAGUCUGUUCACAAGGUGCUCAAUGACACAGCGCUGAGGUACGAGAGUCGGAGGGAGCUGCAGCAGCUUGUUUGCCAGGUAACCCAGGUGACAGGAGGGUGGUGCAGCCGCAGACAGAUCCUCUGGAUGUGAGGCGUGACACCCUCCACCUGGCUCUCAUCGCCUCAUGAAGAGCAGUCUGGGAGGGAUCAGGACUUCCUUGGUACCCUGAGGCUCCAUCGUGGCACCACCGUUAUGACCUACCUUGCUCACACCACCCACGCCCAGCUGGUAGCCCUCUGGCUGGGCUGCGUAGGCUGGACACUCACCGCUGUGGCCCUUGGACUCAUCCAGUGGAGGGUUUGGGUGGUGUCUGACACAGAGGUCAUCAGCUCGGGGCUGGCCUGGGUGGGCGUCUGGCGGGCCUGCUUCAACAGCCACAACCUGGUGAGCCCUGGCUUUCGGGUCAUGCACUGCCAGUCCAUCAGCCUGACCGAGGCCUUCACGCCGCCGGAGAUCGUGGCCAGUCAGGUUCUCAUGCUCCUGUCUCUGCUCGUGGGGCUUUGUGGGAACGCUGGUGGGGUCUACGCCUUGAGGAACGCCUACUUUGGGAUGGAGAAGAAGCCACCAGUCCGUCUGGCGUUCUUGUCCACCGGUGCUCUGUGCAUGUUGGCCGCCGUGAUGUCACUCGUACCUCUCCUGUGGAACCUGACCUCGGUGGUGACCAAUCAGACCAUAGCGUUCCCCCCUGAGUUUAAAAUGCCUCCGGCUCCUGAUUCUCAGCACGUGGGGUGCGGCAUCGGGGUCGGGAUGGUGGGCACGGUCCUAAUGAUUGUCUCUGGAAUUAUUUUCUGCACCUACAGGUCGCCAGUGAGGUCACUGAGAGGAAAGGCACACCUGGACUUACCUGUGCAGCCUGAGGCAGGCUCCGGGGGGAAAAAUAACCCCGCGUUUGAGUCUCAUGAACACCUGUGAUCGUUUUUUUGGGGCUGACUCACAUGCUUGAAUGUGACAGUUUCUGACUUUAAAUCACACCUAUUUCCUGUGUUCUCUGUCUCCUGAUUGGCUCCAUACUGGUCACCUGUAACACUGCCAACCUUACAAUCAAACUUUACUCCUUCGCUGCAUUUUAAUGUGUUUCUGUGUCAAACUCCUUCAAAGCACAGUGGGAUCAUUUUCUCUGGAGGUCAUCACAUGAUAUUUCCCAUGAGCCUCCAGCUCAGUGCUUCUAUCUCAAAUCACCUGAAAAGGUGACGUCUGUGCAGGGAUCUGCAUCCAGCUGUUGUUUAUUUCUGUGGAAAUUAACUGCACUACUUCUGUGAACGUGUGGGUUUUCUUUUCUAUCAUUUUGAUAUUUUAAAAUAUCCACAAAUUUAAUAAAUUAUGUUCCAUUU
Molecule: messenger RNA, 1379 nt
Organism: Chelmon rostratus (copperband butterflyfish)
Lineage: Eukaryota; Metazoa; Chordata; Actinopteri; Chaetodontiformes; Chaetodontidae
Product: claudin-34-like
Exons: 2
Coding region: 241-960 (239 amino acids)
Biological process (GO): bicellular tight junction assembly; cell adhesion
Cellular component (GO): bicellular tight junction; plasma membrane
Molecular function (GO): structural molecule activity
Source: RefSeq, a predicted model, not a curated record